AGGCUGUCCCCUUUUCCACAGGCCAUGCCCAGGGUGGCUCCUCGGAAUCCAGCUACGGCUCCUACCUCGACCUCCCUGCCAUCCCGCAGGGGCCCAGUGGUGAGUCUGACUUCUUGUCCCAGGCCUGUCUGACGCCCCUGGCCAUCGCUGCAGGGCCAGACUUUAGGGGGCUGGAGGACACUCCUCGUAUAUGCCCUGGCCCGUCCCUGCCUGCCCCCUCACUGGCCCAGAGAGGCUGGUGGGUCCUCGGGGGUGCCCGUGUCCCCCCAGACCCAGCUGGUUGGUUCCUGUCUUUGUUCCUCCAUUUGACUCCCACUAUUUCAGCGACCUCUGCGACUCUGGGCGGCCUCUGGCUGCUCCGUCCUCAGAGGCCCUGGCAGAGAGGGCAGGUGGGGGGGGUCCCACAGCACCUGAUGCCCUAAAGGAAGGGGGCUCGGGGGAGUUCAAGGCUGAUCCAGCCCCUCCAGCUACUUCUCUGAAGGGGCGAGGCGGGGUCUGAGCAUGGAGGUUGAUCCGGGCACUUUCCAGUGCCUCGGGGAAUGGGUCUGAGGAAGCCCCAGUGCAGCCGAUGGCUCCCAGGGCUCCCUGGGGUGGCAGCCAGAGGACAUAGAAAGUCGCCAGAGAAAGGGGACAAGCGCCCAGCUAAGUCCCCGCUGUGCCCCGUGGGGGUCUCACCAUGGCCAGGGAGCUGCAACAUGCAGAGCCCAGAGCCCCCCCCCAAAGCGCUGGGGCCCGGCCCUGGGAUGCCCCUCUGGGCAGUGGGAACCCCAGUCCUGCCUGAGGCUUGUGCACCCCAUGAGCCCCCAUCUCUGCAGGUGACUCCCUCCGAGGGGUGACCGUGGUCCCACCCCUGAGGGCCAUCCCCGUGGUGCGAGGUGAGUGAGCCUUGAGGCCCGGAUGGGGAAGGGGCUGGGGCUGGGGCUGGGGCUUCCCUCCUCAGCCCUGCAGGGGCCAGGGCGGCUCAGUGGGGCUGGUGAGAUGGAGAGAGCACCCCAACCUGCGGGGUACCAGGGCUCCUGGACGCAGGCAGGGCUGGUGGCAGAGGGGUGGGUGUGGCCGCAUGAGGUGCAGGUCACCUCCAAUGGCCGCGGUUGCUUCGGCCACAGCCCCGGACCCCGUGCACAACGGCCGGGUGUGCAGCACCUGGGGCGACUUCCACUACAAGACCUUCGACGGCGCCGUCUUCCGCUUCCCGGGCCUCUGCAACUACGUGUUCUCUGCGCACUGCGGCGGCGCCUACGAGGACUUCAACGUGCAGCUGCGGCGCAGCCGGCAGGACGGCGCUGUGGCCCCGAGCAGGGUCAUCAUGAAGCUGGAGGGCCUGGUGGUCGAGCUCACCAGUCACUCCGUCCUGGUCAGCGGCCGCCCGUGAGUCUGGGUCCGGCGUGGGCCUGGGGGAGGAGGCAGCACCCCCGCCCCGGGCGGCGGGCAGGAGGAGGCACGUCCA
Messenger RNA from Oryctolagus cuniculus (rabbit), 1447 nucleotides. NCBI's taxonomy places the organism in Eukaryota, Metazoa, Chordata, Mammalia, Lagomorpha, Leporidae. The record is from RefSeq and is a predicted model, not a curated record.